CCCUUGUCUCGGGAAGGAUCUCGGUAGGACGGAUGCUGCUGCCGCUGUUUAAUGCAGCUCGGUAUGGACAUGACUGAGGACCGAGCAGGGGGACGUGUGAACCGGACACCGAGCGCAGGACACACCGAGGGACGCGGUCAACACCGCGGGGACAAACAGCAAGGGCAGUGCGGCACUCCGAGCGAGGACAGCAAGAGGAGGAGGAGGGGGUCGAGCAACCAUCCAGCCCCUGUCUACUUAGAUCCGGUUUAUUCAGUCAUAUUUUUACUAAAAGUCCUAAAAGCCAGAAUGGUACCGACCCACGCCGACUAGGACAGAUGAGAUGUUAGCUCAGCACCGCCGCCCGACAGCUCCUGCUGAACCUCCACGAGUCUCGGGCCCCCGGGUGACGGCGAGGCUCUGAUGAAAGGACUGCUAGGGUCUUUGGCGUUUUUACCGGCGCUGAUCGUGCUCGCGCUCCUGGUCGGCGGGGCUAUGGGCUGUCUCCAGAGCGUGGCCUGCAAGCCGCGGGUCCGGCGCGAGAACAUCGUGGUGUACGAGGUGUCGGCCUCCAUCGACCGCACCCCCACCGCCGUGGAGGAGAACUCGCCCAUCGUGCUGCGCUACCGCACGCCCUACUUCCGCGCCUCGGCCGGCGUCGUCAUGCCGCCUGUGCCCCGGAACGAGACGUGGACGGUGGGCUGGAUCCAGGCGUGCACGCAGAUGGAGUUCUACAACACGUACGGAGAUGUGGGCGUGUCGAGCUGGGAGCUUCCGGAGCUGCGCGAGGGUCGAGUGAAGGCCAUCAGCGACUCGGACGGCGUCAGCUACCCCUGGUACGGCAACACCACCGAGACGGUGACCAUCACCGGCCCGACGUCCAAGCCGUCGCGCCUCACCGUCAGUAUGAACGACAACUUCUACCCCAGCGUCACGUGGGCCGUGCCCGUGGGCGAGAGCGGCGCCCUGGCGCUCACCCGCGUCACUCGGGACCAGAGCUUCAUCACGUGGCUGGUGGCGCUGAACACGGUGACGCGCGAGAAGAUCCUGCUGCAGACGGUGCGCUGGCGCAUGCACGUGGACAUCAACGUGGAUCCCGCGAUGCCGCUGGGCUCCCGGGCCACCCUGGUCGGCCGGUCGCACCAGGAACAGCCGCUCAUCCUCGCCAACAACGAGCCCAUCCCGCCCAACGCGCUGGCGCGGCCCAACGCCAACGACGCACAAGUGUUAAUGUGGAGGCCCAGGAGGGGGCCGCCGCUGGUCGUCAUUCCGUCCAAAUGACUCUCAGAUGAGGAAAAGACUCUCCAGAAUGACGAGACGUGCUAAAACACGCCCGCUAGCAUCUGUAUGCCCUCUGUGGCACAGACCAAGUGCCAGAAGAUGUGACUCAAGAUGUGAAACUGGUCAAAACCAGUCAACUGACCGUGGUUUGGAGCUUUGGUUGAUUGGAAAUGUAUGAGUAGAUGUUCCAUCAGCCUGGAUCUUCAAUAGUGGACAGGCCAUCCUUCCAUAUAGGAUUGUUUUGCUCAUAAAAUUCCUCCAUAAAUAUUAAUAUGGACUCUUUAGAGCAGCUUUGAU
This is a messenger RNA of Trichomycterus rosablanca, 1557 nucleotides long. It is a transcript of the gene fam78ba, whose product is annotated as family with sequence similarity 78 member Ba. The transcript has 3 exons. NCBI's taxonomy places the organism in Eukaryota, Metazoa, Chordata, Actinopteri, Siluriformes, Trichomycteridae. The record is from RefSeq and is a predicted model, not a curated record. The coding region runs from base 403 to 1260 and encodes 285 amino acids.